CGCAUCUUUCUUGUUGGUUGCUUCUGAAAAUUGAUUUGGACAACAGCUGGGUUCCGUUCCUUAUAGCUGAUUGGACGCUGGAAGUUUCUCUCUGUUGCUACUCGACAUGAGGAACUCGAUGAUCCUCAACAGCAGAAUCAGCCAUCGAAACUGGUCCAGGUUUCAGCGGCCAAGAACAGCCUGUACGACUGAUUUUGCUUGUUCUUCUGCUUUUCUGGCAUCGACUUACUCAUCUUGCUCUGGGUGGAAUCCAACUACUCCUGGUACGUCAAAUUCUGCUACUUUCAUAAACGUUGAUGAUGCCUUGGCUUCUUUUGAAUUGAUGGUCUGCAUGAAUCCCAAGCCUUCUACUGCGAGAUUUGGUCAGGUAUUGUCCUAUCUUUUGAAAAUGAACGUACCCCAUACUGCCUUCUCUGUAUCUAGAUCAAUGGAAUUGGCUGGAAUUCCACACAAUGAGUACACACUCAACAUGUUGAUUCAUUGCUUGUGUAAAUUAGGCCGUGCGGAUGUUGGCUUUUCAGUUUUGGGUAAAGCUUUUAAACUUGGAGUUCAACCUGAUGUUGUCACGUUCGGUACACUGAUUAAUGGGCUCUCUAAAGAUGGAAAACUUGCUCGGGCUGUGAAGUUGUUUGAUAAAAUAAGGAUGUUGGGAUAUCAACCCGAUGUGUACACAUACACCCCAAUCAUCAAUGGACUAUGCAAAGCAGGACAAGCAAAUGCGGGUUUUGAAUUGCUCAAGAAAAUGGAAGAUAUGGGUUGUCAACCUGACGUUUCUAAUUAUAGCACAAUCAUUGACAGCUUCUGUAAGGAAGGGUUGCUAUGCAAAGCCUUAGAUGUUUUUUCCAGAAUGAAGGGAAGAAAAGUUUCGCCAAAUGUGGUCACUUAUAGUUGCUUGAUUCAUGGACUGUGCAUCUUAAGGCAACAGAAUGAAGCUAUUAUGUUGUUGAAUGAAAUGAUAGAAAAGAACGUCAUGCCUAACGUAUAUACCUUCAACAUACUGGUCGAUGCUUUUUGUAAGAUGGGAAAUCUGAUGAAAGCUAAAUUUGUAGUCAAAAUGAUGAAUCGAAGAGGUAUGCUUCCAGAUGUUGUGACUUAUACUUGCUUCAUUCAUGGUCUAUGUAUUUCAGGCCAAGAGAAUAAAGCUAUAAAGUUGUUGGAUGAAAUGAUAGAAAAGAACAUCAUGCCGAAUGCAUAUACCGUCAGCAUACUGGUUGAUGCUUUUUGUAAGAAAGGAAGUGUGUUGGAGGCUAAAGCUGUAGUCAAAAUGAUGAUUCAAAGAGGCCUGCGUCCAAAUAAUAUCACAUACAAUUCAUUGAUGAAUGGGUAUUCCCUGCGGAACGAAGUAGACAAGGCGCGGCGGUUAUUUGAUUGUAUGGUUCUCACGGGAUGCAAGCCUAACGUUUACAACUAUAACAUCAUGAUUGAUGGAUAUUGCAAAAGUAAAAGGAUAGAGGAAGCCGAGCAGUUAUUUAAUGAUAUGAUUGAGAAGAAUGUGUCUCCCGAAACGUUUACAUAUAAUACUCUCAUGAAUGGAUAUUGCCUUACAGGAAGGCUUGAAGAUGCACGAGAGCUUCUCAAGAAAAUGUGCUGUCAAGGUUUCUCCCCGGAUGUUGUGACAUAUAGUAUUUUGCUUAUUAAUUUGUGCAACCAAGGCUAUCUUGAUGAAGCAUUGGCUCUAUUUGAAGCAAUGAAAAGUAACAGGUUGAAGCCCGAUGUUCAUAUGUAUAACUUCUUUAUUGCUGGUUUGUUUGAAGCAGGGAGGGUUAAUAAAGCAAGGGAGAUGUUUUCUACCCUCAUUAAAGAUGAGUGCUUACAGCCAAAUACCCACACGUAUAACGUAGUAAUCAAUGGACUUUGUACGCAAGGUUUGGUAAAUGAAGCAUACAAUUUGUUUAGAACAAUGGAAGGGGUUAGUUGUCCACCAAAUAGCUGGUCUUAUAACUUCAUUAUCCAUGGAUUUCUUCGGCAUAAAGAUCCACUUGAAGCUGGGGAUCUUAUCCAAGAAAUGUGGUCCAAGGGUUUCGCAGCUGAUACAACCACACUAUCCUUGCUGAUGGAUUUAACGUCGAAAAAUCAACUGAAUCAUCCAGUUGUCAGAAAGCUGCUUGGUGAUUCUGGAAAGGCUGGUGAGGAGGUUAGGCCCAAGGGUUUAUCAGCAGAGAGAAACAUCACCCCAGAAGCUUGUUAGAAUUGUUGCUCAAAACACCAAGUUUGGAUCUUCCUGCUAGUACAUUUUUCAUGGUUAUGUCUUUCCGCUGGCAGCAUCUGUGGAAUGUAUGAGCUCUGGUCCUUUGUCGUUCUCAUAUCCUCUCUUUUUGUUAUUGUGUCUUUGUACUGUUCUACUAACCCUUCUGAUUGCUUUGCAUGCUUAGUGGCAAGAAAGUACUCUUUGGUUGUAGAGAGCUUUAUUGGGAUGAGGCCGAAGGGUUUAUCAGCAGAGACAAACAUCACCCCAAAAUGUUGCUAAAAUUGUUGCUCGAAACACCAGUUUGGCUCUUCCUGCUAGUACAUUUUGCAUGGUUAUGUCUUUCUGCUGGCAGCAUCUGUGGAACGUAUGAGCUCUGAUCCUCUGUGGUUCUCAUAUCCUCUCUUUUUGUUAGUGUGUCUUCGUACUGUUCUACUAACCCUUCUGAUUGCUUUGCAUGCUUAGUGGCAAGAAAGUACUCUUUGGUUCUUAAGAGUUUUUUCCCAAUUGUGGACUUCCAGUACUGGAUUCAGCAGCUAUGCCUUUGUUGCCUUGGAGAUGCUGACAUUUGGGGCAAACAUCAGUUUUUCUAUUACAAAAGUUCCCAGAACAUUUGAGAUAGGUAUUGCUGCCAAAGGCAACAAAACAAAGAGCUUUUUGCAACUGGGAAGAUCUUGUUUAGCAGUAAGGCAGGCAGAAGGGGGAAAGAAGGAAAAAACAAUCAUCUUUGUUUAGUCAAAAUAUUUGCCUUCUGGUAAGUUAUCCUCUAAAGAAGGCGGAUUGUCUUGUUCAGAAACUAACAAAGAAGAUGAAAACUUGGAGAGGUAAGAAGCUAUCCUAUGCUGGGAGACUACAGCUGGUGGCUUCUGUGUUCAUGGGCAUCAUACAGUACUGGAUGCAGAUCUUCUUGUUGCCUAAGAAGGUGAUAAAGAGACUAUAUAGAGUUUGCUCCAGCUUUUAUGGCAUGGAGAUGGUGAAGGAAAGGCCAUAGUUGCUUGGGAGAGAGUUACCAAACCAAAAAAGGAAGGUGGACUAGGAAAUAAAGAUUUGAUAUCGUG
Linum trigynum is the source of this 3243-nucleotide messenger RNA. NCBI's taxonomy places the organism in Eukaryota, Viridiplantae, Streptophyta, Magnoliopsida, Malpighiales, Linaceae. The record is from the annotation of a GenBank genome assembly.